This is a messenger RNA of Penicillium subrubescens, 534 nucleotides long. RefSeq lists its product as uncharacterized. The record is from RefSeq and is a predicted model, not a curated record. The transcript has 2 exons. The coding region runs from base 1 to 534 and encodes 177 amino acids. NCBI's taxonomy places the organism in Eukaryota, Fungi, Ascomycota, Eurotiomycetes, Eurotiales, Aspergillaceae.
AUGAGCACGUACCUUCAAUACGACGCUAUCUGCAAUGAACUUGAAGCCAUUAAGCUUCACGACCAUGAGUCCGCCGCUUACGGACUAUGGAACGCCAUUUUGGGUGUGCAGUUCCCGGUUGCCCAAGAGUACAUAGUCCGUCCCCAAGACCAGCAUGGCUCCCAGAGUGGUGCACGCGGCUUCUCGGAUCUUCACGUCGUCCAAUACCGCAACAAUGCUACCGAACCGGAAAAAUUCCUCAUCGUGCAAUGCAAGAGGGCUGGUACAGAAUCUCAGGGUGCUGUUUGGGAGGAAGCCGUCGAUCAAUUAGAUCGGUACUUACGCGCCACACAUGGUAAACGUGCCCCCGCGGCUCGCACCCCUGUUUACGGCAUAGCUGCAGUUGGCAAAUGGAUGCGCGUGUAUAAGUACGAUGACAUCAACCAGUGUGUUCUCAACUGGGCGCCACGACGUAUGCGCUGGAAUAGGUGGAAUUUGAAGAAAAACGAUGCCCAAGUCCAGCGUAUUCUGGAUGAGAUACUGAGGAACCACUAA